Molecule: messenger RNA, 3318 nt
Organism: Labeo rohita (rohu)
Lineage: Eukaryota; Metazoa; Chordata; Actinopteri; Cypriniformes; Cyprinidae
Product: UDP-glucuronosyltransferase 2B15-like
Exons: 6
Coding region: 207-1790 (527 amino acids)
Molecular function (GO): UDP-glycosyltransferase activity
Source: RefSeq, a predicted model, not a curated record
AAGCCCAAGUAUCGCAACUCGAGGGCUCUGGAUACGCGCUCUAGAGAUUCGCAAACGUUUAAAAAAAAUCGCCCAUCCCUAUGUUUACCUUUCUACUUAAUUGACAGAUGAACGCAAUGACUUUGCUCAGGUAACCUAUAUAAUUAGACCAGGCAGUUUAUGUUGAGUUGGGACACUGAUUAUCUGUCCCGCUAUCGCUGGCAAUCAUGAGACUCGUAGUGUGUUUUCUUUCUCUGCUCGCUGUGUUCGGCCCUGCAGAAUGUGGGAAUGUUUUAGUUUGGUAUACUGAGGGCAGUCACUGGAUCAAUCUGAAGAUCGUGUUGGCAACAUUGAUUGACAGGGGACACGAUGUCACAGUGCUGGUGCCAGAUGGUGCUCUCUUCGUGAAAGCUGAAGAAUCGGAUCGCUUCUCCUUUCAGCACUUUAAUGUGUCCACAUCUGGACAGGGCAUGCUAAGCGUCAUCGAGGAAUUUCUGUAUUUCUCAGUGUACGAGAUGGAUCAGUUAAACCUCCUGCAGAUUCAAAUGAAAUUCUUCGAGCUUGGUUCCAAACAUCAGGAUUUGGCUUUGUCAUAUUGUGACGGCAUUCUCAAAUCGACAGAGUUGAUGGACAAACUGCGGAAUGGAAAGUUUGACGUUAUUCUGACAGAUCCGAUGUACCCGUGCAGCGAAAUUGUGGCUGAAGAGCUGAAAGUUCCCUUGGUUUACACUUUACGAUUCUCCAUAGCUCACGUUAUGGAGCGGAUGUGUGGUCAGAUACCAGCCCCACCAUCAUUUGUUCCUGGAGCAAUGAGUAAACUCACUGACAAAAUGAGCUUUACAGAACGACUCCUCAGUAUGCUUUUCUACCUUUCUCAAGAUUUUGUUGUCGUUAUUGCUUGGAAAAAAUUUGACAACUAUUACACAGACUAUUUCGGACGGCCCACUUCCUAUUGUGAGAUGAUGGGUAAAGCUGAUAUCUGGUUAAUCAGAACCUACUGGGAUUUUGAGUUUCCCCGGCCAUUCCUGCCCAACUUUAAAUACGUUGGUGGGCUUCACUGCACCCCUGCCAAGCCAUUACCAGUGGACAUGGAGGAGUUUGUACAGAACUCAGGGGAUGAUGGGAUUGUGGUCUUCACUCUGGGGUCUAUGAUAGACAAAUUGCCCAAAGAGAUGAGCAAUAUGAUCGCCUCCGCACUGGCACAGAUUCCACAGAAGGUUUUAUGGCGAUAUGGUGGAGAGAAGCCAGAUACUCUCGGUGAAAACACCAGAAUUUACAAGUGGAUCCCUCAGAAUGAUUUAUUGGGUCACCCCAAAACCAGAGCAUUUAUCACUCAUGGAGGCACUAAUAGCAUAUAUGAGGCCAUUUAUCAUGGCGUUCCAAUGGUUGGGAUUCCUUUAUUUGGUGACCAGCCUGAUAAUUUGGUUCAUAUGAGGGUCAGAGGUGCCGCUGUUGUCAUAGACAAUAUUAAAACCACACAGCCGCAAGACCUGGUGGAUGGACUCAAUGCCGUCAUUAAUGAUCCCUCGUAUAAAGAGAAUGCAAUGCGUUUGUCCAGGAUUCAUCAUGACAGACCAAUAAAGCCUUUGGAUGAGGCUGUGUUCUGGAUUGAGUUCGUCAUGCGCAAUAAAGGCGCUAAACACCUGCGUGUCGAGGCCCACAACCUUACCUGGUACCAGUACCACUGUCUGGAUGUGUUCGCUUUUCUUAUCACUGUCUUGACUGUAGUCCUCUAUGUCUUCUUUAAAAUGUGCAAAUUCUUCAUUAUGCGUUGCUGUUUUAGAUCAAAGAGGAAAAGCAAAAAAGAAUGAUCAAGCUUUUUUCUUACUUGGAACAUUCUGUAGGAUAUAUUAUUUUUUUACAUGCACUGGAAACUAGGUAUGAGGUCAUGUCAGUGCACUAUUAAUCCUGAGGAUUCAUGUUUAAAGAUUUCACACUGUACAUAAGGUUCAACUGUGAAAAUGCUGCCUUGUUAGUCUGUUCUGGCUGUUUUAAGUCUGAGUCAUACGAAAAUAAAUAAUAGGCCUAAGUCUUUCAGACACUGAAACUAAACAGAAUAAAUACGUACUUGUUUUGCAGUUCAUUUACUGUUCAUUAUGAACAAAUUAAUCAAAAGUUAGAGUUUUCAGUUUGAGUUGUUUAUUUUAUUUUGCUGAUGUUAUGCUUUUUGAAUCAAACUAGGAGCAUGGGGUAUGUAAAGAUCAGCUGGCUUUUUGACAAGAAAUAAAAAUAAGGCUAUGAGUGAGUGGCUUUCUGGAAGCUGCUAAUGAGAUGAGAUUGUAAAACAAUAAUAUCAGACAUUUUUGUCAUAUAUCUUUUUAUGUAAAAACACAGUGUGAGAUCUACUGCCUCACUCCCAUUGCCUUUGGGUAUAUGUGACCCUGGACCACAAAACCAGUCAUAAAGGUCAAUUUUUUGAAACUGACAUUUAUAAAUAAGCUUUCCACUGAUGUAUGGUUUGUUAGGAUAGGACAAUAUUUACUAUUUGAAAAUCUUCAAUCUGAGGGUGCAAAAAAUCUAAAUAUUGAGAAAAUCACCUUUAAAGUUUUUAGCAAUGCAUAUUACUAAUCAAAAAUUAAGUAGUUUUAUGGUAGGAAAUUUACAAAUUAUCUUCAUGGAACAUGAUCUUUACAUAAUAUCCUAAUGAUUUUUGGCAUAAAAUCGAUAAUUUUGACCCAUGCAAUGUAUUUUUGGCUAUUGCUACAAAUAUACCCGUGCUACUUAUGACUGGUUUUGUGGUCCAGGGUCACAUAUAAUAAUGCUGUAAAGCUCUAGAAAAUGUCAAAAUGAACCAUUGAAGUAGUCCAUGAAGUUCAUGGACUCUGGUUGCAUUAAAGGAGUAUGCGCAACGCCAUAUAAGGUAAAAAAGGAAAAGCAUAAACUUAAUUGUCUCUUGCGUAUGUGGUGUACAUGCAAAUUAUUUAGAAACUAUAAUGACAAACUUAAAAGUUCUCCGUUACCAUGAAUAAUAUACGCUGAAAGAUCGUUUACUUUUCCCCAUGUACAUCACCAAAACAGCCAGACACAAGAACAGUUUUUUCCCCCAAGCCAUAUCCCACCUGAACCACACUUAACACACCUCAGUACUGGUCAUGUGUAUUUACUUAACAAAAUUUUUGUAUAUAGCACAUAUGCACAUUCAUAGUUCUGUCUAUGGACAUCUUUUUUUUUUCUUUCUGUAUAUUUUUAUUACCACUGUUAUUUAUAAUUUAUUGUAUAUUCUUUUUUAAUAUUAGUGUUUAUUAUUACCUUAACUUUAUGUAUGUCUGCACUAUGUUUGUAUUUUCUGUACUGGAAGCUCCUAACACCAAGACCAAUUCCUUGUGUGUGAACACACUA